CCGGGUGCGACCGAAUGGGGCGCCAUUCAGCAGCGGUCGUGGACAGCGGUGGGGGCGCCGCAGGGGGACCAGCUGAACCUGGGAACCUCGCCCCCGCCCGCCGCAGAGCCAGGCCAGGUCCCAAGAUGGGGUCCCUGGCACGUGGCCCUGUGCCUGCCAGCCCCGCAGCCAACAAGGUGCCCUCGCUGACUGUCCUGAGCAGAAAGGUGGACCUGCGCCUGGGCUGCUCCCGCUGCACCCAGCGCCUGGAUGACAGCACCUACCUGCUGCAUGACGCCGGGGAGCACAGCUGUCCCCGGGAGCUCCUGCUGGCCCGUUGCAGGGCCAAUGCCUGGCGUCAGACCUGGCGCCAGGUGGGCCGGCGGCCCAGCUUCCCGCGGCCUGCCCGCUACUUCGUGUGCCGCUACUACAGCCCCGGGGCAGGAUGCCGGCGCCACCACAACCGCUGCACGUUCGCCCGCAGCCCUGAGGAGGCGUUGGUCUGGACCUUUGAGCGGGAGCACAACGUCCCCCGGCUGUGGCUAAAGGCGGCCGUGCAGGGUGGGGGUGCCGGCGCCCCACUCGGGCCCCACGGUCCCGCUGACACGCUCCGGGCCGAAUUCGGGGGCCACUUCCAGCUGCUCUGCUCCGGGUGCUUCCGGCGCCGCCCGCCCCGCCUCUGCCCCCUGGAUUCCGGCGCCCAGUGCCCGGAGCACAGGGCCUGCCGCCCACUCCUGGCCCACGUGAGCCCUGGCGAGAACAAGCAGCAGGUCGUGGAGGUUCGGCUGCAGCCCAGGCUCAGGCAGCCGCUGGCCUACUGCAGGUUUGUGGCGCGGGGACAGCCAUGCCGGCACGGGGUGUCCCACUGCCAGUACGCCCACAGUGACGUGGAGAUGGCGGUGUGGGAGGCAGAGCGGCAGAGCGGGCUGCGGCGCGAGGACUUGCUCUUGUCCUCGGGCCCUGGGGGUGACCAGCCCACGGCACCCCCUGGGGAGCCCCCCGAGCUCCAACUGUAUUGCCAUGUCUGUCUGCUCACCUGCGGCUCCCUGGAGGCCUUCGAGAACCACUGCGCCUCACCUGAGCAUGCCCGCAUGGUGGCCUUUGACCCAGCCGUGCCCUGGGAGCACCGAGCCCCGCCCCCUGGGCUCUCUGAGUUCCAGCUGUGCCCCAGGCCAGACCUCUGCGAGUACAGGGAGGCCUGCACAAAGGCGCACUCAGCCCAGGAGCUGCAGGAGUGGGUGCAGCGGGUGCAGACGGUCACACUGCGGGAGCAGGCGGCCUGGCAGGAGGGGCUGGUGUCCUACCAGGCUCGGCUGCUGGCCGACUACCAGCGCAGCAGCAGCGAAGUCCUCGUGCUGGCCGAAACUGUGGAUGGCGUGUCGGUCUCGUGCGACCAGCCGCUGGUGCAUGAGGCCCAGGAGAGGACCACCCAGCACCGCUGGACUUUCCACAUCCACUCUGAGGACCCCUUGCUGCAUGUGGCCUUGCUCAGACAGGAGCUAGGGGCAGACUUCUCCCUGGUGACGGGCCAGCCGCAGUGCCUGGGCCAGCUAUAUGCCCAGGGGGUGCACUUCCGCACACCUGGCUCCUCAGCUGACUUCCAGGUGGGCGUGCGCGUGCGGGGGGCCUCCUUUGGCACCUUUGAGCAGUGGGUGGUCUUUGACUUCGGGCGCCGGCCGGCCCUGCUUCGAAAGCUGCGACUUCGGCUGGGUCAGGUGCAUGACCUGGGGCUCCAGGGCCCCCUGGCACCCAACCCCCCUCAGGAGCUGGAGCGCUGGCACACUGGCAACCGCCAGGUGGUGCCCAGCGUGGAACGGACUGCCGAGCAGCUGGCCUUGAUGGCCAAGUACAAAGCACCGGCCCUGGCCCUGGAGUUCUGCAGCACUGGGCCCAGCCCAGGGCCCCUCACCUGCGACAAUUAUCGGCAACGGAUGCACCAGUUCUUGUAUGAGGAGGAGGCUGUGCAGCAGCGGCUAGUGGCCAAGCUGAACCUGAGGGCCCACGUGUCCCUGAAGGCGGCUCUGCAGACGCCAGCUGUGGGCCUGCUCUUCGCGCCACCCGGGGCACUCUAUGCCGAGGUCACCCUGCCCACUGCCCUGAUGCCAGACACAGACCAGGGCUUCCUGCUGGGCCGGGCGGUCAGCACGGCCCUUGUGGCUCCCGUGCCGGCGCCUGACCGCACAGUGUUCGAGGUGCGUGUGGAGGCCCGAGCCGGCUUCCAGCAGGCCCUGUGGCUGCUACUGCCCGCCCGCUGCUGCUCGGUCCUGGGGCUGCAGCCGGAGACAUGCCCUAUGCUGGAGGUGCAGUUCCAGGUCGACCCGAUGACCUUUCGCCUCUGGCACCAGGCAGUUGACGCGCUGCCCAGGGUGCCACUGGUGCUGCCCAACCUGCCGGCCUGUGCCUGCCCCCAGCCCCGCCCCGCCCCACCCACCCUGCGCGGCAACACCCACAGUGCGGCUGACAUCUACAUCCGGGAGUAUUUCCACAGCUACGUCAGCCACGGCCAUCCCGAGGCCACGCCGCUCCGGGUGAUGUACCAGGACCGCCCACCCAGCCAGACGGACUCGGCCACGCUGCGAUACUGCUGCCUGACGGAGGACGGCCGGGCCUUCCGAGCACCAAAGCAGGCUGAGUUGCAGCAGCACCGCAUUGUGGUCAGCACCACGUCACAGGCGCGUGAGCUGCAGGUGCCUGCCGGCUUCUUCUCACACAUCUUCAUCGACGAAGCGGCCCAGAUGCUGGAAUGCGAGGCCCUGACCCCACUGCGCCACGCCACGGCGCACACACGCCUGGUGCUGGCCGGUGACCACCUGCAGGUCACACCCAGGCUGUUCAGCGUGGCCAGUGGUCAUGCGGCCAGUCACACGCUGUUCAACCGCCUCUUCCUACACUACCAGCAGGAGGCGCACUCAGUCUCCCGGCAGAGCCGCGUGGUCUUCCAUGAGAACUACCGCUCCACCCAGGUCAUUGUGGCCUUUGUCUCCCGCCAUUUCUACCUGGCCCAGGGCAACCCCAUCCACGCCAGCGGCAGAGUCCCACGCCAUCCCCGCCACUACCCGCUCAUGUUCUGCCACGUGGCGGGCAGCCCGGAGCGGGACAUGUCGCAGACAUCCUGGCUCAACCGGGCUGAGCUCCUCCAGGUGGUAGAGAAGGUACAGGAGGUCUACGACACUUGGCCCCCAUGCUGGGGCAGCCGGGAGCAGCGACUCAUCUGUGCAGUGUCCCACGGCGCCCAGGUCAGUGCCCUGAGGCAGGAGCUGCGGAGGAAGCGCCUGGCUGAAGUGUCCGUGGGCAGCUUUGAAAUCUUGCCAGGCCGAGAGUUCCGGGUGGUGGUGCUGAGCACAGUGCACACGUCCAAGAGCCUGCACAGCCCAGGGGCGCCGAGUCUGGAAUUCUUCACCGAGGCCCGCGUGCUUAACACGGUCCUGACGCGGGCGCAGUCGCAGGUGGUGGCUGUGGGUGACGCUGUGGCCCUCUGCUCCUUUGGGGCUUGCCGCCGGCUGUGGAAGAGUUUCAUCCGAGAGUGCGUGGAGCACCAGAGCACCUGUCCCCAGGACCUGUCUCUGGAGCAGAUCGAGCAGGGCGUGGCCCAGGUGCAGCGCUGGCCUCGUGAGGGCCGGCCGGCUGUGGCCCUGGACAGUGGCGCAGCAGGUGGCCCACCCACGGAGCUCCCUGCAACCCCGAGGGACACAGCCACGCAUGGGCCGGGAGCCACUGGGGAGCAGAAGGCAGCAGGAGCGUCUAUGGCCACAGUGGUAGCGGCUGUAGGGAGCCCAGCUGACCAGGGAGCAGCCAUGGUGCCCAGUGGGCCGGCACUGGAGGACUCUGAGGACGCCGGUGGCGCUGAUUUCUGGCCAUCUGACUGGGAGCUCAAUGCGGAGGACUCUAUCCUGCAGGAGCUCCUGGAUGAGAGUCGGAAUGUGACGGUGACAGUGCGCGAGGACGGGCUGCUGGACACAGUGACCGGGCCUGGGGCGUCGGCCCACCACUACACCAACCUGCCACACGCUGAGCUCCGCAGGCUGGCCCGAGCCGAGCCCCAGGCCCACCGCCGCUGCACCUUCCUGCAGGAGGCCUUCGGGCGUGCAACAGCCCUGGCGCUGGAUGGGGGUGCACCAAGCACCUUCCAGAUCAAGGGCCGCCUCCACUGUGGCAUGGCCUUCACGGGGGACGAGGUGCUGGUGCAGGUGCUGGCGGGCACGGAGGUCGGUGAGCCCGACAGCCAGCCUCAGGGCCGAGUGCUGGGCGUGCUGAAGCGCUGCCGGCGUGAGUUGACCUUUGUGUGCAGGAUGGACAGGUGGGACCCCCGCAUCAUGAUUCCCAUUGAUGGCGCCGUGACCAAGAUCUUUGUGGCUGAGCUGAAGGACCCGUUGCGGGUACCUAUCCACCGCCUGCUGCGGGGCCGCGUGCAGCGCGUGGGGCACGAGCGGGUGCCGGUGGAGGCCCGGCGCAUGCGGCUGUUCUGGGUGCGCAUCGUGCUGUGGCGGGAGCGCUUCUACUACCCGCUGGGCAUCAUCCUGGAGGUUCUGCCCGAGGUCACCAGUUGGGAGAGUGGCCUGCGUGUGCUGGACCUGGAGUAUGGCCUGCGAGAGCCCGCCCUCGACCCAACUGCUGCCUCUAAGGUGCAGCAGAGGUACCGCCAGGAGCUCGGGCGGGUGCCCGGCCUCCGGGAGGACUGCCGCGGCUUCCUGACCUUCACCGUGGACCCCCAGGGCGCUUGCAACCUGGACGACGCCCUCAGCGUCCGGGACCUGGGUCAGCAGUACGAGGUGGCCGUGCACAUCACAGACGUGGCCAGCCUCCUGCCCCGGGACAGUCUGCUGGACGUGGAAGCCCGAGAGCGGGGCACGGCCUUCUACACCCCUGCCCGCGAGCCGGUGCCCAUGCUGCCGGCCGGCCUGUGCCAGGACCUGCUCAGCCUCCAGCCAGGCAAGGACCGCCUUGCCAUCUCCCUCUUCCUCACCUUUGAGAAGGACGGCGGUCAGCUGAGCGGCCAGCACUUUGCCCCCUCAGUGGUCCGAUCUGACCACCAGCUGUCCUACGAGGAGGCUGAGCAGGUGAUCCGCGCCCACCCGGGGGCUGAGUGGGAACCCCUGCCCCAGCUGGACACGCUGGACGCCUGUGUGGUGGUCGCCUUCCACUUCUCCCAGGCCCUGCGCCGGCGCCGGCUGGGCAGCGCCUGCCACUACGAGCCCCUGGAUGAGGAGAGUGUGCCUGGCUUCCGCGCAGCCCACGCCAUGAUCCAAGAGUACAUGGUUCAGUUCAACAGCAGUGUGGCUGAGUUCCUGGUGGGCUCUGAGCGCACGCAGACGGUCACGCCCCUGCGGUGGCAGCUGGCCCCCAGCAGUGCCCGCCUGGAUGCCCUGAGCGAGAAGCUCCGUGGACUGGUGCCCCUGUCGCUGCACCUCCGCCAGCACCUGCAAGGCCAGGCCCUCGCUGGCACGAGGCUCUGUCUGCUGGCCUCUCUUUGGAGGCAGCUCCAGCUGGCAGCCAAGACCCAGGACUUCAGGCAGCUGGAGGACCUCAUCGCCACUGACGACCUGCACCCCACGCUGGCCCCCGCAGGUCUCGAGCUCUGUAAGGCCCAGUGCCGCUCGGCCUUUGGCCGCUCCAGCCUUGGCAAGCAGCAGCCGGCUUCACACCACGCGCUGCAGGUGGCCUGGUACACCUGGGCUUCCUCCCCCAUCCGCCGGUACAUGGAUGUGGUGCUGCAGAGGCAGCUCCUGCUGGCGCUCAGCCUCGGGGGCACCGCCUACUCGGCCAGGGACAUUGAUGCGCUCUGCCGAGACUUCGGACGCCAGCACGCGCGCGCCCAGAGCUACCAGCGCCGGGCCCAUCGCCUGCACUUGGCUGUGGGCCUGCAGGCCUGCCCCCAGGACAAGCUGGGCUUCGCAGUGGACCUGGAGCAGGGGGCCCGCUGCUUCCGCGUGUUCUUCCCCACACAGAGCAAGAGCCUGCCCGAGCCUUGGCCCCUGCACUUCCGCAGCCUGCAGCUCGCCGAGCCCCCCCAGCACCGGGACGGCCUGCCCGGCCUGCGGCUUCGCUGGCACCGCCGCGUCUACUCGCUGCAGGCCAGUGAGCGCCGUGUCCCGGCACCCGGCGCCCUCCUGGACCCGCACACCCGGCCCGUGGACCCCGAGCUGUGGCGGCGGCUGCUGGGGCUGGUGGAGCAGCGGCGCUGGCCGGAGGCAGCCACCCUGGUCCAGGAGCAGGAUGCCAAGCGGCCCUCGCCGCGCGAGCUGGGCUGCGUGUCUUGGAGCCGCUGCGGGCACUUCGUGGAUGUGGUGCGGGCCCUGGGCCCUGGGGAUGUGCUGCAGGUGCAGCUGGGCGCCUCCCUGCAGCAGGGUCUCCUAACACCGGCCCUGCAGCUGUGGACCGUGGCUCCCGGGCUCAGCCUGUGCCUACAGCACGUGGGGCAGCCCCGGGAGUGCUUCUCAGGCAGCACCCCGCAGGCUGCACCUGACCACUGCGCCACCGUGGAGGAGUACACGCGCGUGUGGGGCCCCUUCUGCACCCUCGAGUCACUCAGCAGCGCGGUGGCCGAGAAUGACCCCAUCACCCUGCAGCACCUGCCUGUGAGCUGGUUCUCAGAGCGGACACCUCAGGGCCACCUGCAGGGCUCCUUCCGCCUGGAUCUGGCCUUCCUUCGAGAACACAGCCUGGAGAGCAGCUUCGGGCACUCCUACCUCUGUGUCCGACUGGAGGGGCUGCUGGCCAUGCCCUGCGCUGGGGAGCCCCUCCACAGCCUGGGCCCCCACCUGAACAUCCACCCCAGCACCUACACCUGGGUGGCCCACGGGCUGACUGAGGAGGACUGGGGCGCCGAGGAGGAGCGGGUGGGCCGGCAGGAUGCCUGUCGGUGGGUGAGUUUCUACCUCCUCAGCAUGGCCACUGAGAAGGUCCCCGAGGAGGUGCUGAGGCCUGACACCCUCUUCACCAUCGAAGUGCUGCCCAAGCAACUCCCCGACCUACGCAAGGAGGAAGCCCUGCACCUGCUGAAGAGACUGGACGCGUCCUCCCUGGCUGUCAGAAUCGCCCUCGGCCUGCCCAGCCCCCAGGCCUCCCGCCACCCGCACCGAGGGGCCCCCAGCAUCUACCUGAUGCGGCAGAACUAUGAUAUGCAUGGAGGCCGCCACAAACUGAACCCUAGCCAGAACUGUGCAGUACAGAAGGCUCUGCAGACUAGGUUCACGGUCAUCCAAGGACCCCCAGGCACGGGGAAGACCGUCGUGGGCCUGCACAUUGUGUUCUGGUUCCACAAGUCUAACCAGGAGCUGGGGCACGGCCAGGGAUGCCCCUGCAUCUUGUACUGCGGCCCCUCCAACAAGUCGGUGGAUGUGCUGGCAGGGAUGCUGCAGCACUGGCGGAAGGAGCUGAAGCCUCUCCGCGUGUACAGCGAGCAGGCCGAGGCCUCGGAGUUCCCGGCCCCGAGCCUGGACAGCAGGAGCCUGCCCAGGAAGAGCCCUCGGGAGGGGAAGCCCAACUGGAACCUCAGGAACAUCACCCUGCACCACCGGAUCCGGCAGGCCCCCAACCCCUACGCGGCGGUCCUUCGGAACUUUGACAGCCGGGUGCAGAAUCAGGACAGCUUCUCUGUGGAGGACAUUGACCAGUACAAGAAGACCCUUCGUAAGGCCCGGCGGUAUGAGCUGGAACGCCACUCGGUCAUCCUGUGCACCUGCUGCUGCGUGGCCUCAGCCAGCCUCAAGCACCUGGACGUCCGGCAGAUCCUGAUCGACGAGGCGGGCAUGGCCACGGAGCCUGAGACCCUCAUCCCCUUGGUGCACUUCCCGCAGGCCCAGAAGGUGGUGCUGCUGGGAGACCAUAAGCAGCUGCGGCCUGUGGUCAAGAGUGAGCACCUGCAGAACCUGGGGCUGGACCGCUCCCUCUUUGAGAGGUACCAGAGCGAUGCCCACAUGCUGGACACACAAUAUCGCAUGCACCAGGACAUCUGCGCCUUCCCCUCGGCUGAGUUCUACAAGGGCAAGCUGAAGACCUUCCAGGGCCUGUGCCGGCCGGCCAGCAUGCUAGGCCAUGCGGCCAGGGCGAGCUGUGCCGUCAUCUUUGGACAUCUGCAGGGCCACGAGCAGAGCCUGCUGGUGUCCACGGAGGAAGGGAAUGAGAACUCCAAGGCCAAUCAGGAGGAGGUGGUGCAGGUGGUCCGCAUUGCCAAGCAGCUGACCUUGGACCGGAAAGUGGAGCCCAAGGACAUGGCCAUCCUCACGCCCUACAACGCACAGGUGGCCGAGAUCAACAAGCGGCUCUCCCGGGAGGGCGUCCCGGGAGUGACUGUGGCCUCCAUCACCAAGAGCCAGGGGAGCGAGUGGCGCUACGUGUUGGUGAGCACUGUCCGCACGUGCCCCAAGAGUGAUAUCGACCAGAGGCCCACCAAGAGCUGGCUCAAGAAAUACCUGGGCUUUGUCGUGGACCCCAACCAAGUGAACGUGGCCCUCACGCGAGCGCAGGAGGGGCUCUGUCUGAUUGGAGACCACCACCUCCUGCGUUGCUGCCCUCUCUGGCGCCGCCUGGUGGACUUCUGUGAGGAGCAGCAGAGCCUCGUGCCUGCCCACCUGGUGCAGGUCAGGAGGCGGCCAGCACACCUAUUGCCCUGAGCAGCCAGCAUCUCCUUCCCGGCCUGAGCGCAGAGGACGCGCUUCCCCUCCUGUGCCCCCCGGGGCGCCUCACUCAGAGGAUCCCACGUGCCUUUACUGCCACCCGGCGUGUCCUGGCCGGGCUGCAGUCCGGGGCUAUGCCAGGCACCAUCCAGCAGGGUCGCCAUGUUGCCCUACUCCCAGGUCUGGACGGCAGGACCAGCGCCUAUGAGGCAGCUGCUGCACCUGUGUGUGGUGCCGUCAGCAGCCACACUGGGCAGUGUCCACGGAGACCAGCUUUGACUUUGCUUUUUAAAUCGACCAAAAGCCAGUACUUUUCCUCUUUUUACUGGAAUAGGGACCGUAGCUCCUGCUCAGGACAAGGUGGCCACCCUGGACAAGCAGGCCCUUUUCCAGCCACCGCUGCCUGAGUCUGACUCUGGGACCCACAACCCCACCCGGGGGCUGCGGGGCAGGGCACUGGCAGAGCAAAGCCAGACCCGCACCAGCUGCUGCCCUCUGGGCCCCGGGAGCAGGGGUGUGCUGGCCAGGGCAGGCCCAGAGCUGCCGCCCCACCUCUGACCUCAGCCUACUCUCAGGGCUGGGCCUUUGAGACAAUCAGAUGGGCUGUCUUUGUGGGUUGGACAGGAAGCUGCCCCUUUGGAUCCAGCCCAUGCCCUGUGUUUGGGCCCUGCCCAGCCCUCCCUGUGGGCAGCUCUGCUCCUAUCUGGGAACAUGUGUGCAGGCACAUUCCCGCUGGCCUGGAACCCCCUUCUGGGCUGGAUGCUGCACUUUAUGAGCGAGCUGAGAUGGGUGGGGGCCCCUUGAGGCGGAGCAGGGUGGAGGAAGCGGUGUGUGCAGCCUGAUUCUGUUCUUUUUACCAAUCAAAUUCUACAUUCCAGCCUCUGUCCCUCUCAGCCUGCAGUCUCUGACAGAGAACCGCUUAAUAAAGGCACCGCUGAAUGCC
Molecule: messenger RNA, 9537 nt
Organism: Echinops telfairi (small Madagascar hedgehog)
Lineage: Eukaryota; Metazoa; Chordata; Mammalia; Afrosoricida; Tenrecidae
Gene: HELZ2
Product: helicase with zinc finger 2
Exons: 20
Coding region: 15-8591 (2858 amino acids)
Molecular function (GO): metal ion binding; 5'-3' DNA helicase activity; RNA nuclease activity
Source: RefSeq, a predicted model, not a curated record